AUGACCUAUGACAAAGGUCAGAUGAGGAAUGAAAAGAACGAGGAGAUGUUCCCGGGCGUCUGGAACAAGGUUAAAGCCGCCCUCUUGCCGCCAGGUUACGUUCCAGGAAUGCGAACAAAGUGGUUUUUCCUCUGGCGAUGUUUGGAGGACAACACUGCUGGGGUACCUGAGAUCAAACGCCCUGUUGUCCCCUAUAAUCCUCCACUGACAGGCGCUCUUCAUUACUAUCUAUUCGGGCAGUGGGUCGUUCUCUUGUAUUAUUUUGUGCACUUCGUAGGGAUCCGUUUCCUUAUCAACUGGCCUGAAUUCCUUUGUCGGCUUGGCUUUCUCAUCGCUUUAAUACAAAUGUUCGGUUACUAUUUUGAUCACAGCCGCUUUUCUCUGCUCUUUGACUCAGCACGGCUUGCGAUGUCUAUAUUGCUUGGAUUGUUCCUGCACGACUGGCUGAUAAUCACCUACGGUUUUGUAUCGUUGGCGGUUGCCUUUUGGCUCUCUGUUGAGGGCAAAAUAUGUACAUCUUGCAAAUACGAGGGAGGAAAAUGUUAUUGUUGA
This is a messenger RNA of Cooperia oncophora, 552 nucleotides long. The record is from the annotation of a GenBank genome assembly. Lineage: Eukaryota; Metazoa; Nematoda; Chromadorea; Rhabditida; Trichostrongylidae.